AUUAAGUGGGGGACGGCAUUCGUUCUGAUUGGUUGUGCGGACUUACGGCGAAAUUUAUACCAGUGAGUAGUGACGAAAGCAAGCGGCUCCGCGACUGCUGCCUCGCGUUUGACGAUUGAAUUUAUGACUUUGUUACUUUCUCUUAAAUUAAAUUAGAAGCCUGUUUUGUCAUUGUUACGUCAUUUGAUAGUGUACGCAGCCAGGAUGUGUCCAAUAUGGCCAUUGCAUCUAAUAAUAUUAUACAUAGUGGCAAUUUGUCCUAUGUGGGUGUUGUGCCAAGCAGCACCGAACUACCUAGCUAAAUUCAUGUCAGAAACCGUGGAGAUUCACAUGGGCGAAUAUUAUUAUGUCAACGUUAAUGUCACAGGAUCAGAUCUGCAAAUAGGUGAUAAAAUGGAGCUAGUUACGGAUAAUGAAUACUUAGCGACAGCAGAAUGGAAUUCCACGUAUUUCCUCACAGAAGAGGACGUCAAUAGAGGUCGUUUUGAAGGCAGAUUUAGGGUAGAUGCACAUUUUCUUGGUAGAACAGAAUUAAUGGUAGAAGCAAAUCGUGGUACUGCACAGUAUUUAGCAAAUGGCUCCUUGCCAAUUACAGUGACGAGGCCUCAGCGAGUUAUUGACACAAUAUUUACAACCAGUGUUGCUGUAUUUGUUUCAUUGAUCUUCAUAAACUUUGGAUGUGCGAUGCACUGGCCCACUGUCAAGGGCGUUCUCAGGAGACCCAUCGGCCCAGCCAUCGGUAUGUGUGGACAGUUCAUCUUCAUGCCUUUGGUGUCAUUCGGUUUAGGUUUUCUUAUAUUCCCGGACUCGCCCGCUAUGCGAUUAGGAAUGUUUUUUACGGGCGUGUCUCCUGGUGGCGGAGCGUCAAAUAUAUGGACGUUUAUAUUGGGAGGAAAUCUUAAUUUAUCGCUGGCCAUGACCACCAUAUCUACCCUGGCGUCGUUUGCAUUCAUGCCAGCUUGGCUCUUCUCUCUCGGACAAAUUGUAUUCGCAAACGCAAACAUUGUGGUACCGUACGUUCGUAUAGCGACUUUCGUCGCCGGCCUCAUCAUUCCCCUAAUGAUUGGCUUGGCCAUGCAGAAGCUCACGCCACGAGUGGCAGCGUUCAUGGUCAGGAUUCUGAAAGGAUUUUCGACCACUCUACUCCUCUUCAUCAUUAUAUUCGCAAUAGUGACGAAUUUGUACAUUUUCGAACUGUUCUCUUGGGAGAUAAUAGUAGCGGGUAUGUGCAUCCCAUGGCUGGGCUAUGCCGUGGGCUACGUGGGCGCACGCUUGUUGCGACAGUCGCACGAAGACGCACUUGCCAUAUCUGUCGAGAUCGGCAUUCAGAACACCGGCAUUGCCAUCUUCCUAUUGCGAUAUGCGCUGCCUCAGCCAGAGGCUGACCUCACCACCGUGGUACCAGUGUCGGUAGCGAUCAUGACACCGGUUCCUAUGACCAUCAUCUAUAUAGUACAGAAGAUUAUGACCUGCAGGGGAUGUAAGCCGUCAGAAACCGAAAUGCCCACAAAAAAAUCUUGGAGGACGACAUCAAACCAGUUUCAGAGGCCCCUGAGCCCGGCGUUAUCUCUACCAUUGAUGUCAAAUAAACAGGAGGAGAAUUGGUCAUCUUCUUCGUAAGCUCACCGUAUACCAGUUAUUACGUUGCAAUAGAGUCUAUAAUUAUUAUUACAGACAAAAUUAUCACGUUUAAUUAUGACCAUAGACCAAAAUAUAUCAUUUACAAAAUUGAUAUAUUAAUGUGUUCUUCUCUUUUUUUAUGGAUUUAUUAUUUUACAAAGAAAUUGUCAAACUAUAAAUUGUCUGUGGUGUUGUGUGAUUUUUUUUACAAUAAUAUCAAUCUUAUUGGAGAAACUAAUUGAUUAUGAAUGGAUAAAAAUGUUUUGAAAUAUUUUAUAUGAGAAUUUAAGAAAAAAAAUUGAUGACUUGUUUGAUACGUACUAAACGUAUCGUAUACAUUUAUUUGAUAACGCGUUUAAAAAAAAUACUAUCUUUACAUAUCGUAGCAAGGCCUUCAUAUGUUUUGGCUCAGUAUUGUCUAUGGACAAAAAAAAGUCUAAUUCAAAUAUAGAAUAUCAAAAAUGUAAAAAUCUUGUAAGGAAAUUAUUUAUUUAAAUCAAAAAUUGUUACACCUUUUUAUUUAAUUAUUUGUUAAAUUUAAAAUAACACACGAGUGUAUUUUUAUCAUAAAUUAUAUUGUUUUAAUUCGAUCGUGUAUAUAUAUAUUUUAUUAUGUUAUCAGUUAUUUUAAAUAACAAGAUAUUUUGAAGAUAUUAUUGUUCACCUAUAAAAUUUUUGGUAUCUGCGUUUUAAUAUAAAAGAAAUUUAGUAUUUUUUUCUACAUUAUUAUGUUUUUUUUACAGUUUCUUGUAUUAUUAUGAAUACAUAGUCUUUUUCAAUGGUACUAAGAUGAAAAUUAAAGAUCAAAAAGCAAUUAAACCGCUCAAAAAUUACAAGUCAAUUCAAUAAAACUCGCGAAUAAACGCCUAAUUCCUAGAUACGCAAGUUUAAGUACUAAUUCACUUUUUAUGACAUCUAUUGAAAUAAACUAUGAGUGUAGAAGUAAGAUUUUUUAUCUGAUGUUUUUAAGACAGUUUUUUAAUAUACAUAUUUACAUAUGUAAGUAAUUUUUACCAAUUUAUAAGUAAAAAUGUAAAUUUUCAAUUAAGUUUAAAAUGUUUUUCUAUAGACUUCUCAAAUAAUUUAAAAAAAAAAUGGUUUUAAACUUUAAUGAUUAUUUUCUGCGGUUGUAAAGUGAUCUCUAGAAGGAUGUGUAGGAUUUUCAUAUGACUGGUUUUAGAGGUGAAACAGAUGUGAAAAGAUUGUUUAAAUAAGAAAUGAUUGUUAUGAGAUCAGUAUUUUGUUAUUGGAUGUCAUUGUAUUUAUUAUAAAAGACAAUUAUUGAAUCAGAA
Molecule: messenger RNA, 2912 nt
Organism: Nymphalis io (European peacock)
Lineage: Eukaryota; Metazoa; Arthropoda; Insecta; Lepidoptera; Nymphalidae
Product: ileal sodium/bile acid cotransporter-like
Exons: 12
Coding region: 205-1620 (471 amino acids)
Cellular component (GO): membrane
Source: RefSeq, a predicted model, not a curated record